CUAGCCCAGUGUCACUAGGUCAUUGGUAAAUUUAAAAAAAUACAUAUUUAUCACAGAUAUUUAUCUUAGUUGUAGGUUAUAUUGGUGUGUUUAAUUUUUUCAUGAUAAAAUUUCUAAUUAUGAAAGUAGUAUAUUUAUCUUAUAUUGUUAACAAUUAAAAUAUUUUUCAAGCGAUUGUAUUCAUGCAGUAGUCGUAAAGGAUCUGUGUACCAAUUUCUAAAACUGCAAACUGCAACUAGACUGUACUGUAUUUAAACCAUUGCUUCAUAGUUUCCAAUUUAAAUUUAGCAUUCAUGUAUUGUGUUAGCAUCAGUUUAGUAGAUGCUAUCGUAUAUGUAUAUAAUAGUUAAACAUUAUUUGAAUUAGAACUUGCUCCAAUUUAUCAUUUGCUUGGCAGACAUAUAUAGAUUUUUGAUGAAAUUCUAUGGAGCUCUAAUAUAAUCAAUAUGGAAAAUCAAAUCAGGUGUUUUGAAGAUAUUUUUUCUGAAGCUUUUAAUAAUGAGAAAGUAGUUACAGAUACAUCUUCUGAUCAGGUUGAUGUAGAAACAUCAGUAUUUAAUAUAUAUAAACAGUUUGAAAAGAAUGCUUCAAUGGAUCCAGAUUUACCGAAACUGAGCAGGCACACACAUAGUAAAAUAUUAAAGAAUUGGUUAAAAGGAUUACAUAAGAGUUAUGAAUGCUUAGAUGCCAGCAGAACAUGGUUGGUUUACUGGAUCCUGCAUUCUCUGUGGUUGCUAAAUGACUUGCCUGAUGCAGAGACUUUAUCCCAUAUUGUACAGUUUCUUUCUCACUGUCAGAAUGAAGAGGGUGGGUAUGGUGGUGGACCCGGUCAGUACUCUCACCUUGGUACUACAUAUGCUGCUAUUAAUGCACUUAGUAUUAUUGGAACAGAUGCAGCCUAUGACUCUAUAGAUAGGAGUUCCUUGCAAAAGUUUUUAUGGACACUUCGAGAUGUUGAUGGCUCCUUUGCUCUACAUAAAGGUGGAGAACAAGAUAUAAGAGGAGUAUAUUGUGCUCUUAGUGUAGCCAAAAUAACAAAUACAUAUACUGAUGCAUUGUUUGACAAGACAGCUGAGUGGCUAGUUAGUUGCCAAACUUAUGAAGGAGGAUUUGCAGGCUGCCCUGGCAUGGAAGCACAUGGGGGCUAUGCAUUUUGUGGCAUUGCAUCCUUAGCUUUAUUAAAUAAAUCACAUCUUUGUGAUGUUGAUGCAUUGUUACGUUGGUGUGUGAAUCGUCAAAUGCGUGUGGAAGGUGGAUUUCAAGGAAGAACAAAUAAGCUUGUAGAUGGAUGCUAUUCUUUUUGGCAAGGAGCAGCUUUUCCAAUUAUUAGUGCCAUUCUUUCCCAAGAUAAUAAAGAGAUGAUUGAAACAGUAUUUUUUAAUCAAGGUGCCUUACAAGAAUACCUACUUAUUUGUUGUCAAGCACGUGAUGGUGGUCUUAUUGACAAACCUGGCAAACUUCGAGAUAUAUACCACACUUGUUAUGCACUAAGCGGAUUGUCCGUGGCUCAGCACGGCACCGGCGCUGGUGAUCCUUAUGUUGUGGGUUCUCCUCGCAAUGAAGUGAAUAGAGUCCACCCCUUGCACAAUGUCGCGCCGCACCUAGUUUAUAAUGCAGUACAUUAUUUUAUCAGACAUCCACCUCCAGUGAAAGACAAAAAUUAGCUAAAUGUUUGUUUAAGUUACUCAUUAUUAUACUUAUACUACAAUUUCUAUAUACGAAUGUACAUAAUAUUUAUGUUAUAGUAGCGAUCGCAGUUUAUUGCGGGUUCGAAUAUAUUAUCAGUGGACCAGGGUCUCUUAGACAAGUGGCAAAUAAAUCUAUCUAUAGACACGUUGUCGCUAUCGCAUAUAUAAGAUUAAACGGGAUAAUAAUAAUAUAUCUAACUCUAUCGAUAUAUUCGCCUGUCACCUCUAGAAGCAGGUUUGUAACUUUUGAAUUGUAUGUAGUUUGUUCACUCUUGUGUGGCACAUAUUAUUUUUUUAAGUUUUUCAGUAAGUAUUUACUCUGAUCAACUUUGUUCCUUGGAUAAUCAGUACUUAUCAGUCUUUCAGUAAUGCUGCUACACUACACUUCCCAUUGCGCUUGUCCAUACCGAAAAUCAUAGUAAUUAAUUGAAAAGUUAAAAUGGUCAAAUAAAUUAUCUAUAUUAACA
Molecule: messenger RNA, 2155 nt
Organism: Galleria mellonella (greater wax moth)
Lineage: Eukaryota; Metazoa; Arthropoda; Insecta; Lepidoptera; Pyralidae
Gene: Fntb
Product: protein farnesyltransferase subunit beta
Exons: 4
Coding region: 447-1664 (405 amino acids)
Biological process (GO): protein farnesylation
Cellular component (GO): protein farnesyltransferase complex
Molecular function (GO): protein farnesyltransferase activity
Source: RefSeq, a predicted model, not a curated record